Molecule: messenger RNA, 3348 nt
Organism: Bufo gargarizans (Asiatic toad)
Lineage: Eukaryota; Metazoa; Chordata; Amphibia; Anura; Bufonidae
Gene: BATF2
Product: basic leucine zipper ATF-like transcription factor 2
Exons: 3
Coding region: 265-642 (125 amino acids)
Biological process (GO): regulation of transcription by RNA polymerase II
Cellular component (GO): nucleus
Molecular function (GO): DNA-binding transcription factor activity, RNA polymerase II-specific; RNA polymerase II cis-regulatory region sequence-specific DNA binding
Source: RefSeq, a predicted model, not a curated record
AGCACAUGCAGUGUAGGUAAUACACCUUCAUUAACAGCAUUCUCCCUACGAACGGGUUCCCUGUAUAGGAUGCUAGAGUAGAGAUAGUAGAUAUGGGAAAUCACAGCCUCUCUCUAUACAGAUGAUGUUUUACAGUAUAAGAUUCAUUUUAUGUUACAUUUUGAUUGCCACGUGAUUCUAUGUGAUCUGCAGUAAAUUCCCUUUCAAAUAGAAGAUUGUGCAGAUAUAUUGAUUUAAUUUUUUUACCAAUUUUUUUAUGGAAAUAUGAAAAUUAACCAAAAAGACGUCUGUGGAAAGACUGAAACAGCGGCAACGUGCGGCACAUUGGAUAGUCAGGAAGGGAAAACAGAACUUUUUAAGCUGAAAAAAAAGGAGAGAAAUCGAGCAGUGGCCUAUAAGAGUCGGCAGAAGCAGACACAGCGAGCUGACACUCUACACCAGGAGUUUGAGAAAUUAGAGAAGGACAACGCUGCCCUCUGCAAAGAGAUUCAGAAGCUGCAACAAGAGCAAAUCUACUGGACAAAAGUCUUACAGCGACAUGAGGACACCUGUAUUCUUCUGUCACCUGAUAUCAUUCUGGAGUUACUCAAGCCGGAGCCGUCAUUUUCUUCCAACAAUAGGGAGCAAUUUACUGACUUUUAAAUAUCAUGGAAGGAGACACAUUGUUUCAACACCUAACACCUCUGUACCAUGUUUAUUGCCUUCCUAAUGUCAAUUUGCUUACCCAACCAUUUUUUAAAUCUAAUAUCCAUGUCCUUUCUUCUAAAAGGUCUACUGAAUAGUUCAAAGCUGACAUAUUCAAACUGGUGUUCUAGAACAUAUCCCCAUCGCAUUGAACAAGGUGUCGAAGCUGCAGAUUGCAUGUUACAGUUUAAAUGACUGAAAUAUGGGUUAUGUUAAAUAUUUUCCCAUAAAACUACCAUAUUUUUCAUCCCCGUAAGAUGCACCUGCCCAUAAGACGCACCUAGUAAAAUAAGAAAAUAAAUAUAUAUUUCAUUAGACCUCCAGUGUUACUCAGACCUCAGAUCAGCCCCCCAAUAUUAAUCAGACCUCAGCUCAAACCCCCAAUGUUACUCAGACCUUAGCUCAGGGCCCCAAUGUUACUCAGACCUCAGCUCAGUCUCCCAAUGUUAUGCAGACCUCAGCUCAGACUCCCAAUGUUACUCAGACCUCAGCUCAGACUCCCAAUGUUACUCAAACCUCAGCUCAGGGCCACAAUGUUACUCAGACCUCAGCUCAGACUCCCAAUGUUACUCAGACCUCAGCUCAGACUCCCAAUGUUACUCAAACCUCAGCUCAGGGCCACAAUGUUACUCAGACCUCAGCUCAGACUCCCAAUGUUACUCAGAACUCAGCUCAGACUCCCAAUGUUACUCAAACCUCAGCUCAGGGCCACAAUGUUACUCAGACCUCAGAGCCCCAGUCAGACCUCCAAUAUUUAUCAGACCCUCAAUGUUAAUAGAACCCGAAAUCAGUCCUCAGCUCAGACUCCCAAUGUUAUUAGUCCCCAAUCAGACCUCUGAUCAGACCCCCAAUGUUAAUAAGACCCCCAUUCAGACAUCAGAUCAGACCCCCAAUAUUAAUAAAACCCUCAAGUUAAGGAGAGCUCAGAUCAGACAAAAAAUAUAACAACUCACCUCUCCUGUUCUGGGUGCCACUGCUCCUGAGAUCCAGCGUUCUUCCUGCCCCACUGUGCGGUGACCUGACCCUCCCGCACACUGUGGGCUCACAGAGCACGCCUACAUCCUCACGCUGUGUGCAGGUCACAGCACAGUGUGCGGCACUGACAGAAGAAGACCAGGAAGUGGUGACUACGGAGCCCGCACAGGUAGCGCUAUAUUCACCGCUCCCCUUUUCCAUUGUACUAAUGAGCGCUUCAAUAAUGGAAGCAGUCAUUAGUAUUCACCCUAUAAGAUGUACUGAUAUUUUUCCCCCCACUUUGGGGGCGCAAAAAUUUUGUCUUAUAGGGUGAACCAUACGGUAUAUAUCAAUCUGCUCAGAUACUAUAUACCAUGCUGAUGCACCAGAUGCACUGCCUGGUGGGGUAAAAUAUUUUAGAUAAGGGGCAUAAUGUGUUAACUAUAAAAGAAACAUUACUCACCUUGCUGAUAUCCCACUGCUGCUGUUCCAAUGCUUACAGGGUACUUGCAGGUCUCUACUUCCUGGGGCCAGCACGACACAGGACAUGGCUGGAGCGGUCAGGGGAGCACUAAGGUGAAUAAUGUUUAUUUUAUUCUUUUAACCCAUUCAGCCCAUUAUAAUUUUUUUAUCCAGCUGGACAACCUUUUAAGCAUAACUAAUUCAUAUGCUAUUUUUCCUAAAUAGGCUCAGAGUGAGAUUUAUCAAAUCUGCUUCGCCAGUUUGGUGACAUAAAUAUGUUGUAAUCUGUAAUCGUAGCCUACUUUUUACUCCACGUCUGAAAGUGACAAGGCUCACCAAAUGUCGCUUGCAGUUAACACUUACAACACUUUUAUGUCUCAUUUAGGGUCCAUUCACACGUCCGCAAUGCGGAACGGAAAUACGGACCCAUUCAUUUCUAUGGGGCAGCACAAUUGCGGACAAGAAUAGGCAUAUUCUAUUAGUGCCGGCAAUGUGAGGUCCGCAAAAUGCGGAACGCACACUGCCUCUGUCCGUGUUUUGCGGACCUCCCCUGUUUCCCUUCAUGCAACUAUACAGCUAAGUGAUAUAAUUCUGGCUGCCUGUAGCCACCACUAGGGGGAGUUUAUCACUGUAAUUAAGCCAUCUUCAGGAAACUCACCCAUAGUAAUGGCAAAAGGUUGUUAGAAAUGUGUCAUUUACGGCCUGUUUCACACUGGCAGCAGAGCUUUCCGGCAGGGAAGUGGACGGACAAUCAGUGGUAUUUGUCUGGCAGUUUCUCGGCACAUUUGCUGGAUUGAGGAUGGAUCAGUAAACGCUAGUGUGCAACAGCCUAACUCCAGCUGUGUGAAUGGACAUUUGGAGGGAAACUGAGCCCUAUGAGCACAAAAUCUUGAACUGAUUAAGAAAAAAAAAUAACACGAUUCUAUUAUUCACAAAAUGGCUCUGAACCAAAGUUCAUUACAUUACCAUCAGCUUUCUCUGGCGAUUGUUUUUACGCAGAAUACUGUACUUUGUUGAACAAAUACACCAACCAUGCGCAGUGUCUGAAUCUGACCAUCAGAACGUAUUCUGGAUUUAUAAUACUAAAUGUAUGAAUUUUAAUAUUAAAAAUGAAAAGCUAAGAAAAUACGCUGAACUAGUGUGGUCCCUUUUGCUCUGCACAUGUUAAAAAGCAUUUGUCUGCAUGAUCAACCCUAUUAAACCAGACAUACUGCCCGGUAGGGUUGAUCAUGCCGAUUAAAACCAUAC